UUUUAAAAACCCUCAAACAAACAAGAAGACAUUCCCUUUCACAUAUUUUUAGGGUUUGCUAAACUUCUGUAUUUGUAAUUUACCAAAAAUGGCAAAAAUCCAUCUCUUCAUCGUCCUUGCCCUAAUUGCAAUUCUUCAUGCAUCCGCAAGAACAAUCCCAGCCGUCCAUUCUAACCCUAAAGAUGAUCAUCAUGAUGCAUCAGCAUUGUCCCCAGCGGCUCAAGCCACGGCGGCUGUUUCGGCGGCGGCGGCGGCGGCGCCGGUCGGAGAUCAGAAGAAUUUCAUCACGUACGGCGGCGUAGGCAGCUGGGGCGGCAUCGGCGGCUGGGGCGGCGUCAUUCCGGUGCUUGGCGGCAUAGGAGGACUUGGUGGCGCCAGUGGGCUUGGCGGCGUUGGUGGUGUCGGGCUUGGUAAAGUUGGCGGUGUCGGCGUCGGCGGCGGAGUUGGCGGCGUGGGUGGCGUCGGCGGCAUUAUGCCUUAGAGUGCUUUUUAUUUUGAUUUGGUUUUAUGAUUGUAAUUUUAGUUUGUUUAAGUUAGGGUAAUGUUGCAUGCAUGCAUGCAUUUUAAUUUGGCUUCAAUUUGAGUUAGGCUGAUGCUUCUAUCUCAGGUUCAAUUUAUUUCCAAUAAAAUAAGUUACAGAAA
Messenger RNA from Andrographis paniculata, 642 nucleotides. RefSeq lists its product as uncharacterized. The coding region runs from base 89 to 481 and encodes 130 amino acids. NCBI's taxonomy places the organism in Eukaryota, Viridiplantae, Streptophyta, Magnoliopsida, Lamiales, Acanthaceae. The transcript has a single exon. The record is from RefSeq and is a predicted model, not a curated record.